Messenger RNA from Ostreococcus lucimarinus CCE9901, 846 nucleotides. RefSeq lists its product with no specific name. Gene Ontology annotation, cellular component: cytoplasm; membrane. The record is from RefSeq and is a predicted model, not a curated record. NCBI's taxonomy places the organism in Eukaryota, Viridiplantae, Chlorophyta, Mamiellophyceae, Mamiellales, Bathycoccaceae. Bases 1 to 846 code for a protein of 281 amino acids. The transcript has a single exon.
AUGGCGUGCUACGCGGUGUCGGACGAGAUCGCGCAGAGGCUCGGGACGAGGACGCACGCGAGGGAGAGCGCGGAGGCGGACGCGUGCGAGCUGCCGACGGCGACGACGAGGGGGCGGUUCGUCAGGGAUGGGAGGCGCGUGGGAAGGUACGUUGCGUUCGGAGCGAUGGAUGGGGCGACAUCGUACGCGUGGUACGAGUGGGUCGAUCGCGUGGUGCCGGACGACGCGACGAGGUCGGACGCGAUGACGACGGCGAUGAAGGUGGCGAUGGACGCGGCGAUUUAUAAUCCGAUAUGGGGGGCGUUUUUCAUCGUUUCCAUGGGCGUGCUGAGCGCGAAAGACGCGGAGACGAUCGCGGGGGAUGUGAAGAGGGAUUGGAAGGCGCUGAUCACGAGUAAUUUGACGUUUUGGGUGCCGAUGAACUUUAUCAUCUACGGCUUCACGCCGUUGAAUUUUAGAGUGCAAGUGCUGUACGCGCUCAACAUCAUCUACGUGUGUUCGCUGUCGAUGUAUUCGGAGCGCAAAACGCUGUUGAAGGACUCGGGGGAUACGAUGAGCAUUCCCGACGUCGUCGCGCGAGUGCUUCCGGACGACGCGCGCGGAGAUUGGCGAGCUUUGACGGGGUGCCCAUCGUGCGGAGGCGAAAGGUUCGUGCCGUGUCCGGCGUGCGAGAGCGGACGGGAAACCACCACCGUGGUCGACGUCAACGGACGCACGCGCACGUUGUCCGUGGAUUCGUGCGCGGGUUGUCAGGGCGCGCGACGAAUCGCGUGUCCGGAAUGUACUAACGUCGGCGCCGGCCGAGCGCCGCUUCAAAGCGAAGACGAAUUCACGCCUACAUAUUGA